CCCGGCAUUACCUCUGCACACAACCCUGUGGGCCUGGCUCAGGCGGGAGUGUGGGGCCAGCAACAUGAGCACCCUGGACAGCCCCAACCAGGCCUACGACUUCCUGCUCAAGUUCCUGCUGGUGGGCGACAGCGACGUAGGCAAGAGUGAGAUCCUGGAGAGCCUGCAGGAUGGCGCGGCCGAGUCCCCAUACAGUCACCUGGGGGGGAUCGACUACAAGACGACCACCAUCCUGCUGGACGGCCAGCGGGUGAAGCUGAAGCUCUGGGAUACGUCGGGGCAGGGAAGAUUUUGUACCAUAUUCCGCUCCUACUCUCGUGGUGCACAAGGAGUGAUCCUGGUCUACGACAUUGCAAACCGCUGGUCUUUCGAGGGUAUGGAUCGAUGGAUUAAGAAGAUCGAUGAGCAUGCCCCUGGUGUCCCUAAAAUCCUGGUGGGGAAUCGCCUACAUCUGGCAUUCAAGAGGCAGGUGCCCAGGGAGCAGGCCCAGGCCUACGCUGAGCGCCUGGGCAUAACCUUCUUUGAGGUCAGCCCUCUGUGCAAUUUCAACAUCAUAGAGUCUUUCACAGAACUGGCCAGGAUCGUGCUGCUGCGGCACAGGAUGAAUUGUUUUGGGAGGCCGAGCAAGGUACUCAGCUUGCAAGACCUCUGCUCCCGCACCAUCGUGUCCUGCACACCCGUAUACCUGGUGGACAAGCUCCCGCUCCCCAGUGCCUUAAGAAGCCACCUCAAGUCCUUCUCCAUGGCUAAGGGCCUGAAUGCCAGGAUGAUGCAAGGCCUCUCCUACUCCCUCACCACCAGCUCCACCCACAAAAGGAGCAGCCUCUGCAAAGUGGAGAUCGUCUGCCCAUCCCAGAGCCCACCCAAAAACUGCACCAGAAACAGUUGCAAAAUUUCUUAAGGAAGGCACCAAAAUGAAACAAGCUGGAAUCGGUCCAGGAAGAACUCUGGUUACACCUGGAAGACGGAAGUCGGAAGUUGCAUUCUAGAUUCAAGAAAUUAGUUUUCAGUUUCUCAAGGGAAUCAUGCUGCUUGGGAAUGGUAUGAUGCCUUCUGUCAAUAAAAACACAUUACGCAGUUUGACUUUGAAUUUCUAUGUGGAUGUGCAUGAAGCUCUCGUUUUAGACGUGUGUUUAUAAAGGGGAAAUUAGUACUCUGCUCAACUCUUGGUAACAUGAAAUUUUGAAUGUUACUUAUAUCAUAAUCACACUGCAACUUUUUCCUUAAAAUUACUGCCUUUGUAAGAAUGGUGAUAUGGCAGUGAUGAGUAUAAAGUCAAGUAAAUUUGAGAAUCAGUGAUAGUGAGAUAAUUCAGUCAUUGAUAUUACAAGAGGGGCCUUUUUGUAAACCUCCUUUUAAAGUCAAAGCACCAAUUUAUAAAACACUGCAGAUGCAUAUAGAGAUUGUAUAUAACAGAUCUGUCUAGUUUGUGCAUGAAAUGGAUUUGAUAAAGUUUUUGCUAUGUUAUUUUACUACAUUUGAGGAUUAAUUCGGAUUUAUAUGUAUGUUUUUCUGUAAAUCUACUUUUUUUGUACAAGAUGUUCUACAAGAUAUGAAGCUAAGGGAGGAAAACGCCAAAGAUAUCUCUAGUUAUGUUGAACAUAGCCAACAUGGUUUCAAUGGAUCAGUAAGAAAAAAACAUUUCAGUAAGGAAUGAAAUAAGUACUUAUUUGAGAAAAUGUUUC
This is a messenger RNA of Rhinopithecus roxellana (golden snub-nosed monkey), 1685 nucleotides long. Its product is annotated as ras-related protein Rab-40A-like. The transcript has a single exon. The record is from RefSeq and is a predicted model, not a curated record. Lineage: Eukaryota; Metazoa; Chordata; Mammalia; Primates; Cercopithecidae. Gene Ontology annotation, molecular function: GTP binding; GTPase activity. Gene Ontology annotation, cellular component: plasma membrane; endosome; synaptic vesicle. Gene Ontology annotation, biological process: protein localization to plasma membrane; intracellular signal transduction. Bases 65 to 901 code for a protein of 278 amino acids.